AUGGUGAACAUUAAAGAUUGCAGUGGAAUUGAUUUGUUGUCGGGAACUAGUUCUGAAUCCAAAGGCAGCGACUACUCGAUAGACGAGGAGGAAAUAGUCAAGAAACGGAAUAAAAAUGCGAAAGAUGCUGGCAGUAAUGUCUGUGGUUUAAAUGCUAAUUUGACGUCUGAAGAAUUCUUUUCAUUUGGCGAGAACACUAGUAGCGGUAAUAAUAUGGACGAGGAAUUGGAGAAAUGGAUUGUCGCACCAAGGAUUUCAACAAAUGGCGAGGAUAAAUCUCUACAUUCAUCGAAAACAACGAAAAAUAAGAAAAGGACAAAACUGUUUCAGAUGGAAAUUUUUUUUGCAUCGAUCAUUGAAAUGUUGUGCAACGGUGAAUUUGAGGGUUUGAAUAUUCAGUUUCGGGAAGUUUUGAGGCAGGUUGCUGGACACUUUAUCCAUUCUUCAUAUCUCUCCGAAGAUUAUGGAGCAUUUCGCAUCACAAUUAGGAGGAGAAUAACGGAAGCUUUGAAUGCUGCUACAAACCUGAAAGUCGGAAAUAGUUUAGCCGUUAAUAAUCCUGAAAAAAGGAAUUAUUUUUUAUCCAGCCGAUAUAGCGUCGAUUUCAAAGAAAUCAGGAGCAUUGGACGUGGAGGCUUUGGAGAAGUUUUUCAUAUUGUCAAUGAAGUUCGCUUGCUAGCAGUUGUUCAACAUAGGAAUAUUGUGCGAUAUUAUGGAGCUUGGCUGGAGUUGCAAGAUCUACAAACAUCAUCAUGCGAAGAUAAGGAUGAAUAUUCUAAUGAAGAGGAGGAAGUUGUUCAGAAGAAUUCAUCUAAAGAAGAAAGAAAAACUAUUUCUUUGCCAGUUAAUGAUUACUCAAAACUUGAUCAGAUGGCUGAUAAGGGUAAUUCCAGAAAGGAAUUUAGCACAAUUCCUUAA
Molecule: messenger RNA, 918 nt
Organism: Brugia pahangi
Lineage: Eukaryota; Metazoa; Nematoda; Chromadorea; Rhabditida; Onchocercidae
Source: the annotation of a GenBank genome assembly